Suhomyces tanzawaensis NRRL Y-17324 is the source of this 687-nucleotide messenger RNA. RefSeq lists its product as uncharacterized. The record is from RefSeq and is a predicted model, not a curated record. The transcript has a single exon. Lineage: Eukaryota; Fungi; Ascomycota; Pichiomycetes; Serinales; Debaryomycetaceae. Bases 97 to 528 code for a protein of 143 amino acids.
CUGCGACCCGUCGGGAAUGCCUGGUCCUACACUCAAUCAGUUAACGCGCCGUGUUCGGCGGAAAACUUGAUCCUGCGUGAAUAGCGGCCCCAGCACAUGCUCCCAUCCGUGGACCCAAGAUUCACUUAUUUAAUAACACCUCGACCUCAGAAUAAUAAUCCAUGUGUAUCAUGUACGGUUGUAGCCCCCACCGCGGUUGCGCACAAAGCGCACCGUGAAUUGUGCACCUUGGGUGCGCCAACCAAAUUCCCGACUCCUUGUCACCGUUCCCCGUUUGCAAACAAUACCUGCAGCCAGCACCAUUGUUGUGGUUGCGAAACAAUAGACCACUGGGUAUGCACCCCCCGGUGCCCGAGCUAUUGUGCACGUGUGUGGCCUGGGAAUGGUGUGCACCUAUUUGCACUAAACGGUCGCUACCUCCUUAUCGGGUCUGGCGUCCUGUCACAAAUCCGAAAAACCUCACCAUGCCAAAGCUGCAGAAGCUGUGCAGCUCACUGCGGAUCGAUGACCGGGACCACAUAUUGUUGAGAUAUUAUCUGAGUAUUAUCUGAAGCGUAGUCGCGGUUUGGCGGCCAGAUAAUACUUUGGUGGGAUCUGACUCCAGCAUCUACAAAUAUUGUCCUUACGGCUAGCAUUUUGAACUUAACAAUGCGUGUAUUUUAUAGGUCAUCGUAAUUACCCCAUUCG